AUGGUGUGCCAACUUGGUAUUAACGGUUUCGGUCGUAUCGGCCGUCUUGUUUUCCGUGCUGCUAUGGAGAACCCCGAAGUGAAGGUCGUUGCUGUGAAUGAUCCCUUCAUGAACAUCCCCUAUAUGAAGUAUCUCCUCAAGUAUGAUUCCGUACACGGUCAGUUCAACGGUACCAUCGAGGUCGCUGAAAACGCCCUCAUUGUGAACGGUCAGACCAUUCAGGUCUUCGCCGAGAGGAACCCGUGCGAUAUCCCGUGGGGUAAGGCUGGUGCUGAAUACGUUUGCGAAUCUACUGGUGUCUUCACUACUGGUGAGAAGGCCUCUGGUCAUCUCCAAGGAGGCGCUAAGAAGGUCGUCAUAUCCGCUCCUCCUAAGGAUAAUACCCCGAUGUUUGUGAUGGGUGUUAACAACAAGAAGUACACUUCUGAUCUCAAGAUUGUCUCCAACGCCUCUUGCACUACCAACUGUUUGGCCCCUCUUGCUAAGAUUAUGAACGAUAACUUCGGCAUCGUCGAGGGUCUCAUGUCAACCAUUCAUUCCACUACUUCCACUCAGUUGACCGUUGAUGGUCCCGCUAAGGGUGGUAAGGAUUGGAGAGGAGGUCGUUGCGCCGAAGCCAACAUUCAUCCCUGCCUCUACCGGUGCCGCUAA
Molecule: messenger RNA, 651 nt
Organism: Perkinsus marinus ATCC 50983
Lineage: Eukaryota; Perkinsozoa; Perkinsida; Perkinsidae
Product: glyceraldehyde 3-phosphate dehydrogenase, putative
Exons: 1
Coding region: 1-651 (216 amino acids)
Molecular function (GO): oxidoreductase activity, acting on the aldehyde or oxo group of donors, NAD or NADP as acceptor; NAD binding
Source: RefSeq, a predicted model, not a curated record